AUGUAUUAAAAUAAAAUAUUUUGUGCAUUAUCAAGUAUUGCCUUAAUAUUUUUUUGUGUUAAUUUCAGAGCAUCUUUACCUGCAUUUUAUUUAGUAGAAUGCUUGAUUCUUUUCAAAACAAGUAUUUAAGUGAGUUUUAAAAGAAAUGAUAGAAUUUUUAAUGAAUUAAUGCAACAUAAAGAGUAUUGUGUAUUUAUAAUGAUAAAAGGACUCUUUCUCAAAAAGAAAAGUUGAUUUUAAUAGAUAAAUCAUUUAGAAUAAGUAGACUGUAUAAAUUGAAAGUAAUGAUAAUUGUUGGAAUCAACAUAAUAAUAUUACUAUAUUUAGGUGCCAAUUUUUAUGCACCAGAACUUUUAAAGUCUUUAUUAAACAAAUAUAAAGAGUAUACUAAUAUAAUUCAAGAAAGAGUAAAAUAUUAUCCUUCUAUUUUUAGAUGUAAGAUUUAACUCUAUUUUAAAAUGUCAUCUACAACAGCAUUUUCUUUUUAAUCAGUUUUCCAUACAUGUCAUCAGAAUUUACGAUAUACUCGAAGGUGAAUUGGAGUUAUUUUCGAUUCUUCAAUACAAUUUCAGCAUCAUAUCGUUAUCUUUAAGUACAAGAAUUUCAAUUAAUUCUAGUUCCUAGAAGCAAUACUAUUGUUGACAGCCUCAUUUAUGAAACCAACAUUAGCAGCAUAUCCUUUGAAUUUGUUUGCAUUUAUGUUGAUUUAUGAAAUAAGUAUACAGGAGCCAUUCUUUUUUAAAACUGUAUAAAUGUAUAGUAAUUAGCAUUCAGAUGAAACAAAGCAUUAAACAUCGAAUAUUAUGCAAGUUAUAGAUUAUGAUAUAAUACUUUUUGAUAAUAAUUUUAGCGUUAGAAUAUUCUGGAUUACCUGAAUAUGGAUUAAAUAGUUUUUAAACAUUGUUAUCUGGAUUAAAGACAUCAUAUGAUGGUCCUUAUUUACUAAUAUUGGCAAUAGCUUAUUUUUUAAAUAUUAUAAUAGAUGUUUUAUAUAAUGUGAGAUAAUUAAGAGGUUAAGUGAGUAUAGCAAGUGAUUUAUCUAAUGAUUUUGAUUUAGAUUUAAUAAGUUAUUUAGCUUAAAAAGAAAGAUAGGAAAGAAGAUAGACAGUGGUUGCAUUAGUAAUUUAAACUUAAGAAAAUGUUAUACAAGAUCAAAAAGAGUCACCAUAGAAUAAUAAUUAAAUUGAAUAGAAUGGAGAAGUAUAGAGAAAUUAUAUGGAAUAGGAUUAGGAAUAGGAAAUGAUUGAAGAUAAUUAAGAAGGGUAAGAAAAAAUAAGAAAAAAUCAUUAAUUUUUAAUAAUAAGAAUAUUAAUUGCAAUUUAAUAAUUAUAUUGUGUAUUUAUUAUAAUGAGAUUUCCUUAUUUAGGAUUUACAUUAUCAAUUUUAUGGAUAUUUUAAAGUUCAAUAACUAGAAAUCCAGAAUAAAUAAUUUAAUUUUUAUAUUUAAUUUAUUAUCCAACUGCAUAUUAUUAAAUAAGAGAAUGUGAAAAACUUGAUAUAUUUGAUUAAUGUUUAAUUUGGAUUUAAAUUAUUAUAUGUUUUGGAACAUAUAAAUUUUAUUUAAAUAAUAAAUAAUAGAUUUAAAAUGCACUUAAUUCAAAAUAAUCAUUAUUUUAGACAUAUUUUAAUUAAGAAUAAGAAGAAGAAGCAUUUUAGAUUGCAUAAUUAAUAUGGGCAUUUAUAUUAAGAAAUAGUUAUUCUAUUACAUUGGUAAUAGUAUUUUGGAUUAGUUUAUUUACAGCUAAUAUAAUUCAUACACUAUUAUUGGUUACAACAAUAUUAUUUAUAGUGAGACAUGAAAAUAAAAAUAGAUCUCAUUAAUAACAUUCAUUUAGACAUAGAAAUUGGAUAUGGAUGGUUGUUAUAAUUAAUAUGAUUAUAUUACUUAAAUAUGUAUAUAUGUUGGAGAUGGUAGUAUUUGGAGAUUUUGGUUAUAAUAUAAUAGAAUUAUUUGGAUUUUAAUUUGAAUACAAUUUACCAUUUAAUUUAGGAUUUAAUGAUAAAGAUUUUGGAUCUUUAAGUGUAUUUUGGAUGCUUGAUUGUUUUGUUGUACUUUAAUAUGAAACAUAUAAAAGUACAACAUAUAAAUAAUUACAGGAGAAUUAUUAAAAAAUGAUAUCAAAAAUUGGUAUAUUUUCAUCAAUAAGAUAAUUGUAUAAUGUAUUGUAUAUUAAAUUUAUUUUAUGGAUUUGUUAUUGGAUAUCUUUAUUAAUAUUAACUUUUUAAUCUUUCAAUAUUAUAAAUCUAUUUUAGAUUCUACUAUUAAUAUAUAUUAUAAAGACUCAUAUUUCAGGAAUGAUAAAUAAGGAUAUUCAAUAUAGAAAGAUACAAAUAUGUUGGAGUAUAUUUUUAAUGUAAGUUGGAUUUGCUACAUUAUUUAGAUAUUUAUUUGAUUUCUCUUGGUAAUUAAUUUAUAUAUAUUAUUUUAAGUUUAUAAUUAUUGUAAUCUUAAUUAAGAAAGAUAACUAUUUAUGAAUAUAUGUAUACACAUUAAGUUUUUAUUGGAUUAAGUAAACGAGUACCAUUUUUAAUAUUUCCAAAUCUUGUUUUAGAUAUUGCAGUUUUAUGUUUAGGAUAUUUAGGUUAAGAUUAUUUAUAAUAAAUGAUAUCAAUAAAUGAUUUAACAGUUCAUAUAUAGAGAUAAAAUAAACAUAUAAAUGAAAAUAAUGAAAUUGAAUUAGAAGAUUUAAGUAAAAGUCUAAAGGAAAAUUUAAUCAAUUCUAAUAAUGAAUCUUAAAUGGAAGAUAGAUAAUCUAUAGCAGCAAAUUUUGCAUAUGAUUUCUCUAUCUAAUUGUAAUAUUAUAUAAUUAUAUAUUAAUAGUCCUUUUUUAAAUGUGAUUUAUAAAUAUGUAAGUUUAGUAUUACCAAUUACUAUUUAUAUAGUUAUUGUUAUAACAUCAAUUAAAUAUAAGAUUUCCUGUAGUAUGUUAGUAUAUUUAUUAAUUAUGUUUUAUUACAUAUACAAAACUAGAUCAUAUUUUAUUGACCAAUUUUAAAAUCAUUAAAUCACAAGCAAACUCAAUGAAAGUAUUAAAUGAAUUUAAUUAGAAAUUAUAAGAUGGAAAUAUAUAUUUAUAACUAAAGUAGAAAAGGAAGGAAUGCGUGUUAGAAUGGAAGACUCUCUAACAUCAAAAUAUAAUACAAAUCUUAUUUUAACUAUUGCAAUGAUUACCAAAGACAUAAAAUUAAAAUCAUUUGAAUAUAAAAAAGCUUGUUGGGGUGGUACACUUAUGUUUAGUUUAUUAUUUUUAUUAAUUACAUACUUAUCUUAAUCAUUAAAAUAUUUUGAGGAUUAUAUUGAUAUAAAAACAAUGGUAAAUAUUAAAUAUAUUUUAUUUGCUUUUGGAACUUAUAAUGAUUAUCAAAGAGAUGAUUUGAUAGUUAAAGAUAUAUAUCCAUAUUUAAUUGCUUUGAUAAUUGUUAUAAUUGAUGUUAAAGCUUCAGAUUUUUUAAAUUCUAUUGAUAAUGAUGAUUAACAUUAAGAAUAAAUUACUAAAUCACUAUAAAUGACUGAAUAAUAUAGAGUUUCUGAGAGAGAAUCACUUUAAAAUUCUACUUCUUAUUUGAUUGAUAAUUUCUAUUACAAUAAAUAUCAAUUAUUAAAGCUGAAUUUUUAGAAAGGAGCUAUACAUUCAUCAGAAAGAAUGUAUAUGAUAAUUUUAUUCUUUUUGGCUGCUAUUUCUGAAGGUAUAUUUAGUAUUAUAUAUAUCCUAUUAUUUGCAUUAGUCUUUUACUCAUCAACCAAUUCCAAAUCUACUAUAAAUAAGUAUUUUAUUUUAUUUAUUUUAAAGAGUGAGUGUAUUAGUUGUAAUCUUUUAAUAUGUUAGUUAUUUAAUAACAUUAUCAUCAGGCUCAUCUCCAAGAAUAUUACCUGAAGAAUUUAAUAAAACUGAAUAUUUAAUAUUCAAUUUCUCAAAUACAGAUUUAUUAGAUUAAUGGGGAUUAUCUGGAAAAGGAAGAAGUAAAGGUACUUUUAUAUUUAAUUGCAUAAUAAUAUUUGCAAUUUGGCUAUUUUAUUAUUUCUAAGAAGUAUUGAGUAUUAAGAUGAUCUUAUUUAUUGAUUAAUGUUACAUUAAUAUGAAAUUAAGAAAAAAGGAAAAACAUAUCUCAUCUAAAUUUUACAUUAUUAUUAAAAGACUCUAUAUAAUUAGCAUUGUUUAUUUCAUAUUAUUAGUAUAACUUUCAGUUUUAUGCUAUUAUUUAUUUAUAGUCUACUCAACUAGAAUAUUAAAAACUAUUAAUUUAGUUAUGUUUCUAUUUACUAUGUAAAUAAAUUAUUAUAUAUAUUUUUAGAUUAUCAUUAUAUAUAAUUGAAAUAUAAUUAAAGAUUCCAAAGAAAUAAACUGAAAAAAGAACUGAUAUUUAUAAAAGAAUAAUAUUUGUUUAAGAAGUAGCUAUUCUAAUAAUAUUUACAAUCUUAUUUGCAUAGAAAUUAUUUAAGGAUGAAAAUAAUACAUAAAGUAAUAUUUCAAUAGUAGAAAUUUUGAUAUUUUAUUUAUUAUAAUUGGGUAAAGAUCUCUUGGAAUCUGAAUAAUAUGAAAAGAUAUCAAAGGAUUUCUAUGAUAAUCUUGACACUAGAUCAGAAGCUGUUGGAUUAGCUAUGAGUUUUGAAGCUAAUAAUAGAAAAUUGAUGAAAUUAAUUGAAAGAUAUAAAGAUAGAAAUGAUUUAAAAGAAAGAAUAGAUACAAUUACUAAAAUGAUAAAUGAAUUUAAUUAAGAUAAGUAAGAUUUCUAUUUUGAAAUAGUCGAUAAUCUGAUUGUUAAGUCAUAAAUAUAUAAGAUCAAUAUAAUCCAAUGGCUGAACCUUUGAAACUUACAAUUUACAAAUGGAUUGAAUCUCAUAGAAAUCGAUUCUUAUUUGAACCUACUUUAUAGAUAUUCCAUUUCAUUGCUUGUUCCAAUUUAUAAGUAUUAGAAAUUGCAGAACAUGAAAUUUAAUAUAUUUAGAAUCAAGAUUUUGAGGCUGUUAUAUCUUAUUUAUAAAGUUUUUACAAAGAGGCUACAAAAUACAUUUCACCUACUUUAAGUAAAGAAAGUUUUAUGUAGUAAUUCUUAUAAAAUAAGAAGAGUGUUGGAUUUAGUUAAAAUAAUGAGAUUAGAUAAAUAAAGAAAGAUUGGUAAAGUUUAAAAGAGAAGAUAUCAGAACAUGCUUCAUCAAAUAAUUUAACUAGAGAAGAUAUUUCAUAAUAUAUUAAUUAAUAUGAUAUGAUGAGAUUUCUUUUAGUAAUUGGAUAAUUUAUAUUUUCUUUUUGGCAUUUCAUUUGUUUCAUACUAUUAAUCACAUAUUAUUUUUUAAAUCAUGGUUUUUUUACUACAAUAUUACCAUUAUUAGUAUUUGCUUAUGGAGCAAUUGAAGAAUAAUAACCAGAUAAAUUAAUGUGGAUAUUUCCUUUUAUUUAUUUAAAUUUUCUUUGUGCUUUAGAGAAAUUAGAUGAUCUUACUCCAUUUUUAUAAGAUAAUUCUUUUUUAGUAUUUUUAUUUGGUGAAAAUUCAGUAGUCUUUUAAUUUAUAACAAUAGUAGCUAUAAUAAUAUAAGUAAAUAUAAUGAAAAAUAUUGGUCUUUAUGAGAAAUUCAUUAAUCAAUAUGAAACUAUAUAUGGUAGUAUUUUAAGACAUCUUUGUAAUGGUACUUUAAAUUUGGAAGAUGGUAUAAAGAGACCAAAAUAAUAAAAAAUAGUAAGAUCAAAAAGUUAAGAGAGAUUCUAAUGUUUAAAUACAGCAUUAUAAGCUUAACGUGUUUCAAUAUAAAUGAAUCAAACUUUUACAGUAUUAUAAAAAUUGGAAGAUGAUUUAAUAGAUUAUUUAACAAGAAUAAAAUUAAUUAAACCUAAUUUUUUCUUUAGAGCUUUCAGUAAUAUGAAACCUGGAAAAGAUGUAUAUCCAUUUAUGGCUGGUAUAUAAAUAAUAUUGGCUAUUUAUAUAUUUUUAUUUUAUGAUUAAAUGAAAUCAAUGGAUUCACCUUCAAUUUCAGAAUUAUUAAAAUAUAGUUAAUUUUCUGGUCAUAUGGUUGUUGCUUUACUAUUUUAAAUAUUAUGUAUAUUAAUAGAUAGAUAUAUACUAUAAUACAAACCUAAAUCUGCCUAAUAUAGUAUAAUAGAUGUAUUUUUUAAAAGUGGAAAUAACUUAAAUUAGAAUUAAGCAAUGAUUCAGUAAUUUAAUUAAUCAAAAGAUUAAUUAGAACCUGAAGAAGUUAAAUAAAUUGAAAUUUAAAUGAGAUAAACUGUUGGAGGAGGAUAAAAAUAAGAUGAUAAUAAUCCUCCAAUUAUUAGAAAGGCAAGAUCAUUAUCAUAUUCAGAAAAGAAAUAAAUAGAAUAGAAAUAAGUAGAAUAAGUUGCUUUAAGAUACAAAUAUUAUUUUUAGGUAAUAUUAUUAAUUUCUAUAAAUCUAUAUUUAUUGUAUUAAAUAAGAUAAAGUACUUGUAAUGUAGCAGGAGAAUGUUAAUAUAUUACUUAUAAUAUAUUUAUGAUCCUCUUUUAUAUGUUAAUUUGUUUGUAUUUCUUUUUGUCUUCCAUUCAAAUUAAAUAUGGGAUUAAUGAUCAAAUAGUAAAUAAAUAUAUAAUUAUUAUUAUUAGGCAUAAAAUACUUUGAUGAAAGGAUAUAAAUUUCAUAAUUUUGUUAUAUUUAAGAUUUAUAAAUUAAUGCCAUUUUUAUUUGAAUUAAGAACUAUAUGUGAUUGGGCAUUUUCAGAAACAUCAUUAACUUUAUUUUAAUGGAUAAAAUUAGAAGAAAUACAUUCUUUAUUAUAUUUGGCCAAAUGUAAUUCAUAUUUCUUUUCUAAUAAAAAGGUUGGGGCUAAGAUUGCAUUUCAUACUAAAUUUUCAUUAGGAUUCUUAGUAAUUUUAGUAUUAUUAGCUUUAUUAUUUGGUCCAAUAUUUUUAUAUUCUCCAUUAAAUCCAACAUUUUAGAAUGAUAAUUUAAUAGGAGCUAAUAUAGAAGUUGGUUUGAAAAUAAAUAAAACAAAUUAUUUUACAUUAUUUGUUAAUUCACAUGUUAGUGAUAUACAUUAGAUUAGUGAAUAUGAGUGGAAUGCUAAAAAUUUAUCAUAAUAUAAAUUUUUAAAUAAUAUUGAUAAAGAAUCAUUAUAAAUAGUUAAAUUAACUCAUUUUUCAGAUACAUAUUGGGAUAUUAGUUAUCCUAGUUUAUAUUCAUUAUCAGAGAAUUUAAAAAAUGUUAUUGAUAAGAAAGGUGCAUCAACAUUUAAUUUAAUAUAAACAUAUAGAUUUAUGAGAUAAUAUACAGAUUAAACAUCAUAAUUUGUAAGUGAUAAUUAUGAAUUGAAUAUAAAUACAUUGAAAUAGAUAUAUGAAUCAAUAGUAAGUUGUUAAGAGAAUAAAUAAAUGAUGAAUCCAAUAUAAUUAUAAAAUUUUUAUCAUGAUUUUAUAAGAAUAGAUAAAAAUAAAGAUAUUUCUAUAUUAGAUGAAGGAUUGAUGAAUUCAGUAAUGAUAUAAUUAAAUUGUACAGCAAAUGAUUAAUUUUGGUGGUCAAUAUAUUCAGAUUAUAAAUAAUCAGUAGGAAUUAAAUUCUAUAUUGUAAGUGAUAAAUAUUCAAGUGCUUUAUUAGGAUAUUCUAUAUUAGGAUUUUAUAUAACUAUAGUAUAUGUUGCUGGUAAAAUGGCAAGAGGGAUUAUGUCAGGUGGAAUAGAUUUAAUAAUGUUAUAAGAUAUGCCAUAUCCUGAUAAUUUAUUAAAAAUUUGUGAAGCAAUAAUAAUGGCAAGAGUAGAAAAGGAUUUGAUAUAAGAAGAAUUAUUAUACUUUUAAUUAAUAGAUGUAAUAAGAUCACCAUAAUUGAUGCGGAAUAUAUCUGGAAGUUUUGUUGCUUAGAGAUUAUAGAGAUUAGAAAUAGAUAAAUAAUUGUAGAAAAAGAAAUGA
Molecule: messenger RNA, 7868 nt
Organism: Paramecium primaurelia
Lineage: Eukaryota; Ciliophora; Oligohymenophorea; Peniculida; Parameciidae
Source: the annotation of a GenBank genome assembly